Molecule: messenger RNA, 3322 nt
Organism: Prorocentrum cordatum
Lineage: Eukaryota; Dinophyceae; Prorocentrales; Prorocentraceae
Source: the annotation of a GenBank genome assembly
CGCGGCUCGAGCAGCCGCCGCGCUUCCUGGCGGGGCGGGGCCCGCGGACCCCCCCCCCCCGGCGCUCCGUGCGCGCGCGGGGGUGCGCCCCGCCCCGGCAGCCCCGAGGAUGCGAUGGCGAGCCGCCCGCGCGAGCUCGCGGCGGCAGCUGCCGCGAGGGUCAUGGGCUGCCUGCGGUGCGCCAGACGAGCGAAGGCAUCCCCGAGGGCCAGCCGCCUGGCGGUGUCUGGCCUGGCGCACCCGGCGAUCCCGCGCCAGAACAGCUACAGCGGGCUUGACGGGCUCGAGGUCGAAGAGGGCGUGGGUGUCGGAGACCACGUCGUCUGUCGACUCCGGGACGGCUGGAUUAGUAUCGCAGCCGCUACUGCUAUGGCCGGGUCACCAGGCUGGACCCGAUCGAGGUCCUCGGCUGCGACGGCCGCACGCACCCCGUCGAGAACCUGACUUGGGUGAUGCUCUCCACAGACGACGGCUGGCUCCUCCCCCACGACUUGGGCUGGCAGGAGCCAGGCCGCUAUGUGCUGCUGCAGCUGCUGAACCGCGAGUGGAUCUCGGCCAAGGUUUCGCCGCUGCACGCGGUCCAGCCCAUCAAGACGGGCAGGUUGAUGCUGAAACUGGAGGGCCUCCCGUCCUUGGAGGAGGUCUGCGUCGAAGAGGACGUGGCCCUGCUGUUGGUGCCCCACGACGACUGCCAGGAGGAGUUCGGGCACGCCCCGCCGAACCGCGGCGGCUGGCUCUCCGAGCACAUCAGCAUGGCCUUCCAGCUGGAGGAGCCGGCUGACGGCGAGACCCAGGAACAGGCGGAGCAUCGGCAGAGGCUGCGGUGGGUGCAGAGCUCGCGGACGGACGGGCAGUACCCCAUCCGCUCCGUUUGGGUCCACCCGCAGAUGAAGGGCGGGGCCCUCAACGAGUUCGCGCGGCGCGCUCGCCAGAAGAUGGCGGAGAGCCCGGUGGCCAUGAGGCGGGAAGCGGUCAUGCUGUUCGGGCCCCCGGCCGCGGGCAAGAGCUCCAUCGGCCGGCUGAGGGCGGACCAAUUGGCCCACGGGCUGGUCAGGACAGCCCAAUCCCUGAAAUAUCGAGAGGAAGUCAACAAUGAUAACCUGACAGAUUGCAUGCCAGGCUUCCCAGAGGAGUACAAGCACGUGCUGUCAAUCAAGGACGGUCGAAAGGAAAGAAGUCCAAAGCAGCUCUGGAAGAAGGCCAUGGUCGGAAUCAAGGCAGGCCAGGUCGGAAUCAGAGACUCUGGGACAGACUUCGCUUCGAAAUGGUUGUGGCUACAGAUGAUGCGCCAGGAGAACUUGUCGGCCGAGUUGUGGGCACUCCAGUGGCUGACCUACCUCGUGUACCACCACGGGCCCGUCCGCGACUCCCUUGCGCUGGAUAUCAUCAAGGUUACCGUGGUCGAUGCCCACGAGCUCCCGGUGUUCUACUCCUCCUGCAUGGCGGGCAAGGCGAUGGGGCGGGCCAUGAUGAUCCUGGACCUGGCCCACUCGGACACGAAGCCCAUCCGGCACAAGAGGCUGCCCUUCCGCGGCUUCUGGCCCUACACCUCGCAGGAGGCCCGCUUCGAGCGGCAGGAGGGCCGGGCCAGCCUGGAGAGGAAGGAGGGGAAGCUGCUUGGCGGAAACCUGACGUCGAACCUCGUGGACAUACACUACCACGCACAGCAGGCAGAGAGCAACAUCAUCAAACUGCUCGGGUGCCUGCAGAGGGGGGUCAGGGCGACCGACAGCUCCUCGUCGUCCGGCGAGGAGGCGAGGGCCGACUGUGCCCAAGAGGAGUCGCCGAAGAGGCACCGGUGGAGCCUCCAAUCGGCCGUGCCGAGUCCGAGAAAAGGAGGCGGCAGGCCGUCCGAGGAGGCCCCGGGUGGCCGCAGCUCCUCUGGCCAGCAGAGGACCCACGUGAAGGUCGACCACUUCCUGGUCAUCGACAACGAGGGCGAGGAGCCCGAGGUGCUCCUCGACUACGCGAGCGAGGAGGGGGCCGUCGACGACGAGAAGAUCAGGCGGGAGCUGCAGGGGGUCGUGGAGGAGGCGGUGACGAGCAGCCAGCUCUUCGACAAGGAGUGGGACGCGUUCGACCCGUACGUCUUUCGGGUGGUGCACUUUUUCCUGAAGACGUGCUUCCCUCAGGACCACCCGCUGCGACAACAGGGCAAGAGGCUGAAGGAGAAGGUCAAGCAGUCGCUGUCGUGGCCGAAGUCUCCCACACAGGUCCUACCCAUGGUGAUAGAGCUCGACGAGGCCGUCUUCUUUCGGAAGUACGGGGCACGAUCGACCGCCACCAACACCAAAUCGUAUCGCGACGAUGGGCACAUCGCAGAUACGAUCUCAGCGGACGCGCUCGCCAAGUUGUCAGAGAAGGAUGUUGACAAUUUGAAAAAGUUAUUGAGCAUGAUGCGCAAGUACACUUGCUUAGCCAUGAUGCAGGAGAUCAAAGAUUCGGGAGAUUGGGUCAAGCCGAUGGACACGAUGGACACGAGAAGCCGAAGCAAACCCUCCGCGACGCCUGAGGGCAACGAGUUCAAGUUGUCGAUAUGACCCACACUCUCAACGGGUGGUGACUUUGUGUUAUGAGUGACGGGGUUGCCCCAUGCAUGAUGAUCUGUCCCGCCGUCCUCCUCCCCGCGACAUCUGCAUUUUAAUGGCGUCCACAGCUCGAUCGAUCCAAUGUUUUUCUGCUGGUCACUUACUUGGUUUGCCAGGACGGGGUGCGGGUGGACGGCCAUGCCUCUCCGCCCCGGUUUUCGGUGCCACUUCCUCAUCGCCGCUCCCGCCUGCCAACUGCAGGCUUGGCUGGGCCACCUCCCGGGGCAAUGAGAAGGGGGGCGUAGGUUCAGGGUAGAAUGAAUACAUCGACCCCCAACCGUCGUCAUUUGCGCCCUCCUGUUCCUUCUUCUCAUGUUUUCGCCAGUGUCUCUGAACAGAGCGCGCCCGAGUUUCAGGCAGCGAGCAAUCGUGGCGUUGGCAGCGAGAGGCAUGUAUGAGCGAUGGCCACGGCGAGUUGUUCACUAGCCGAACGGCCGUUCUAGAGUUUUUAGAGAGCAUAUUUGGAGAAGGACGACGACACGUGGUCCUACACCCAGCGUGAGCCCAAACGAGUUCUCCAAUGAAGGGUCAGCGAGGUCUUCCCUGCUGUCGGGGCACAAAGUGUUGGCUCAGUCUGGUUCUCUGCCGCUUUAGACUUUAGGCAUUGCCGGCCGCCCAGAUGGGCCUGUGACCUGGUGUGCGCACGAGCGGCGCGAUGGCACGCAGUUCCUCAAGGCUGCGUGUAUAGGUGGCACGAGUCACAGCCUUGUUCCCACCUUCGCGAACAAAAAGCA